Messenger RNA from Lutzomyia longipalpis, 3371 nucleotides. Its product is annotated as diacylglycerol lipase-beta-like. The transcript is spliced from 10 exons. NCBI's taxonomy places the organism in Eukaryota, Metazoa, Arthropoda, Insecta, Diptera, Psychodidae. Gene Ontology annotation, biological process: lipid metabolic process. The record is from RefSeq and is a predicted model, not a curated record. The coding region runs from base 501 to 2555 and encodes 684 amino acids.
GUUUAGUCCAUUCCAUUCUCAGUUGCGAAAGACAAUUCAAUUGACGAAGACGACCAUCAUUCCUUUAGCUACGAGACAUUCUUUCGCUGCAGUUAAGCAAUCUCGGUUUACAGGAGUUUCUUUGGUUUCGCGGUACCGCGUUUUUUUUUUAUCUUAAAGACUGUGUGUGCAAGUGAAUGGUGGACAAUGUUUAUUUUACUUUUUGGCAACUCAUUUCAAAAUAUAAAUAUUUGAUUGUUUGAUUUCUUUUUUUUUUGUUAAAUAUCAAAUUAUCCACCGUGGAAGGCUCUCUCUCUCUCUCAAUUUUAUUUACUUGGAUAAAGUGGUUGUGCGGGAAUAUUUUAGUGCGCGCUGCAUCUGCAGGGUGUUUCUUCUUAUUUUUAUUGGAAAAAAAUAAUAAAAAUUGCAAAGUUUUCUCUAUAUAAAUCUGCACUAGCAGAGAGGGAGAUGGCGAUUUGCAGAGACUGAAUUACCAGAGGUGCAUAACUCAGCUGAAUGAAAUGCCGGCCCUCAGACUCUUUGGCAGGAAAUGGUUGGCUGCCUCGGAUGACCUUGUCUUCCCUUCCCUCUUCGAGAUCUGCUUUCGUAUCGUAUGGCUGAUCUUGAUGGGCAUAGUAUGCGAAAACUACUGGCAACACACAUGGAACUGCCGAGAGGGUGGGCUGGGUGUCCGGAUCUAUUUGGGCGGCACACUCAUUCUUAUCACACUCAAUUUACUCCUCCUGAUUGGAUUGGUGAAUCGGAGUGCCCAGGGCAGCAUCACGGAGACCCAUUUGCGGCGCCUCGUGGGCCCACUACUCAUGUGCAAGAUUCUGCUGAUUAUUCCGGAAAUUGCUUUAAAUGUAUUUGGUACUAUUUGGGCAUUUUGCAACGUGAUCAAAUGCACGACGGGCCAGAAGUUCUCCAAGAGCGUCAUUGAAGCUAUCGUUCUCUUUAACUGGGUCCUCUUUGCCUUGAUCAUCUUUGGUAUGGCUAUCGUAUUUGAUCCACUCGGGUCGACAAAGUAUCGCCGUAGUCGAGAUUCAAAUGACAAUAACGGCCCCACAGAGUCAGCAUUCCACCGGAAGGUCUACAGUUUGUGGAUGCGACGUUUCCGGUGGGCCUUCUGCUGUCUGCGCAAAGAUGAAUUUGGUCACGAAGCAUUUGCCCAAGUUGCGAGUCUCCUUAGUGCUCUCUUUCGCGGUACUGACCUCGUACCAUCUGACUUCAUGGCGGGAUGCGUUCUCCUGCGUGUGCGUCAAAAGCGUGAAACGCGUGAAAUGCGUCGCAUUCGUAUGCUAAAUGACGAUGGACCGCGAUAUUCGACGGAUCUAGCGAGAAUUUUUGCAACAGCACCAUCUUGGAUGACAAUCAAGAAUGCACGACAUUUUAUGAGAUUUGCCCUUGCGAGCUAUGGCUGGCCCUUAGUUUGCUACAUGCACUGCUGCACAGGACCCUACAGACUUAUCAAAAAAUCUAUUUGCUGUGCUUGCUUCAGAUCAAAAUACAGUGUUGUUGUGGAUGAUAAUUGCUGUUUGUGCCACUUUGCCGGUGUUAAAUUCAUGACUCAUCUCAGAAAUGAGGAUGUUCUCUAUGCUUCAUUCAGGAAUCAUGUCUUCGAGUUACCAUUUUGUGUACUGGCUGAUCAUAACACUAAGAGCAUCGUCAUCACCAUUCGUGGAAGUUUCUCCUUCCGCGAUAUCUUUACGGAUCUCACGGCCAAUUGUGAGCGUUUUGAGGCACCAGGAAUGCCACCAGACUCAGCGGCACAUCGUGGCAUGGUUGCAGGCGUGGAGCAACUAAUGAAGCGCCUACGCGAGACAAAUAUCCUCGACAGAGCCUUCACAACGUACCCAGAAUACUCUCUUGUCCUCACAGGGCAUAGUUUAGGAGCUGGUGUGGCAAUCUUACUGGGUGCUAAGCUUCGCUCAAAGUACCCAGAUUUGCGGGUGUACGCUUUUGCAACUCCAGCAGGUCUCCUGAGUCGCGAAGCAGCGCGAUAUACGGAAACGUACGCCUUCACCGUGGGCGUUGGGGAUGAUUUUGUGAUGCGUCUCGGGGUGGAUUCAAUUGAGAAUCUCCGCACGAUGAUUAUUGAGACAAUAAGGGCGUGCAAAUUGCCCAAGUACCGCAUUAUGCUCAAUGGAUUUGGCUAUGCGUUCUUUGGGGUACCGUCGAGGGAUCUCGAGACGACAUUCCUCGAUGUAACGCAAAUUGAGUCGAGUGGAACAAGUGCUUCAGUUGAAGAUCCUCCUAUUUCCACAAUAAUGCCACCGACAGCAUCAAUGCUGUCGCGGGAAAUUGGUGUACGUCGUUUUGCUAAAACGCGACUCUACACAGGUGGAAGGAUCCUUCACAUUGUACGUAGAAAGAGGACAGAAUUGGAAAAAAAAAGUAAUUCUGGUGGACCUACAUAUGAGAUGCGUUGGGCCACACCAGAGGAUUUUACGGAGCUCAAAAUAAUGCCAAGAAUGUUCCUCGAUCACUUCCCAGAUUACAUUUACAGGACAAUGACGAAGAUUUUGGAGGAGCAAAAAGCAACAGCGGAGUCAAUAACGUCUAUUCAUGAGAUUUAGAUGCCCCCAUUCCAUACUCACACUAAUUCCGGAGAAUUAAGAAUAGAAAAAAAUUCUCCUUCACCAUUUCGUUUAUUUAUUUAAAAAGAAAUCCGCAUGGCUUAUUGCCACAUUAUUAUGUAGUUGUGAGAUCUGAACAUUCCAAAAUCCUUUUAAUGAGGAUUAAUGAGCGAUUUUUUUCAGUGAUAUUUGUGCGAAAGGAUGCACACACAUUGCAAAGUAUUCUAAGAAUUUUCCAUUUAAAAAAAACCGUGAGUUGUUCUUGCAAGAGAAAAAAAAACAAUGAGGAGAGAUAUUUAAAGGAAGAAAAUUAGAAAAAAUCUUUUCCUCAGCAACACGUCUCUUUGGUUGUGAUAGAAAAUGUAUUUAUAAAUAUUUUUGUAUACAAAAAAAGGUAAAAAGACAAAAAAAAACAUAUUUUAGAAUGUAAAAAUGUUUUUAAAUAUAAGACAUCCUCACUACCCCAGCCAAUUCUUCAACGAUAAAAGACCAUUUUUCUUAAAAUUUAUGUUCUCUGAAAUUUUUACUUAAGCACCCUCUACCCUCUAGAUUAUAUAAUGUUGAUGUAAUAAAAUAGAAUCUCAUUUUAUGGGAGAUGUUAAUGCAGAAAGGGACCUAUAAGAAACUGUGAGUGAAACGUACUUUUAUGAAAAAAAAGAAAAAUGUAUUUUGUGGUGAAUUUUAAAAGACAAACCCCGACAAUUUCAUGUUUUACUCUUUACUGUGUCAAUUUAAUGUAGGAAAUAUUAUAUACCUACAUAUAUUUUGGAUGAUUAUACCCACGUUUUCGAUGAAUAAAUGUUGUGUGGCUGUUAA